Molecule: messenger RNA, 3225 nt
Organism: Dunckerocampus dactyliophorus (ringed pipefish)
Lineage: Eukaryota; Metazoa; Chordata; Actinopteri; Syngnathiformes; Syngnathidae
Gene: tmem186
Product: transmembrane protein 186
Exons: 2
Coding region: 1282-1941 (219 amino acids)
Cellular component (GO): mitochondrion
Source: RefSeq, a predicted model, not a curated record
GUGGGAGAUUGCAAUGAAGUGCCGUUAUUUUUGGAAGGGACUGGAAAAGAGAAAGUCAGAGCCAUCAGGUGCACAAUUUAGAAAGACAAAAGAAGAAAAGGAAAACCAGAGGCCAAAGAUAAAGGUAUAACUUAAUAUGGUUACAAAAAAUAGUUUUUGUAAAGAAAAACUAGUAGUGUAAAUGUGUAAAAACAAACAAAAAAUAGGAGGGAGGGGGCGCCACAGCGUCGGUCCGCCCAGGGCGCCAUUGAAGCCAGAACCACCACUGCUUGUAGUUACUUGUUUAACUUAUCUGACACAAUGACAGGUAAGUGACCGAGUCCGAAUGAGGCUUGAGCAUAAUAAGUCUAAUCAGUAGUAAUUGCUCCACGUUUGUCCGCCAUGAUGGUGAGCAGAAUCCAGAAACAGACGGCCCAAAAUACAGUCCAGAAGACUAGAUUUGUCAUUUUUCAAGGUCCCCCAAAACAAAGACAGGUAUGUUAUAGAAUUAUAACACUGGUUACAAAUAAACAGGACAGUGGACAAGACGUAAAGUGUAUAUUGUGUGGGACUCCCACACAAUACAGCUUAAAGCUAAUUUGUUUCUCUGGGUGAUUAGUUGAAUUCAUGACAAGUCAGUGAUGAUGAUUUAGCCUUCAGUCUAUCAAAUGUAUUAGGACGAAGUGAGGGGGUAAGUCACUGUUGAAGCACUACACUGCUGAUGGGGAUGUCAUACAACUUCUUGUCAAAAAAUCGGAACUAUCCCUUUAAUCACGAGGCUUGACACACUAGUUUAAUUAAGACACUGUUUUUAAUAGGUAAACAUGAGACUGGGAAUAUUUCCCAAACUGGUAUGCAUUUACAUAAAAUUCGAUGCAGUUAUUAACAAAUAAAUGUUUUUUAAGUGUUUUUUUUUUAAAUCAUCAUCAGUGUUUGUCAACAGUGGAGCAGUUUUUCUUCUUUUUUGUUCAAUUACUUCUGACCGAACGGGCCACAGAUAAUAGACAAUAAUGAUAAUAUAAAAUACAAAAUAUACAGGCAAGGGUUUACGUCCUGUAAAAACAGAAAAUUGUGACGUCUGAAAACAUGUAAUCGCUCCCAACCAGGAGAUGGCAGUAUAGUCGGCUUUGUACUGGUUUGCUAGAUGCAGUGGGAAGAGGAUGAACAAUACUUCCGGGUUUCUUGUGUGACACAAGUGAGCUGACCGGCUUGGUCCUGACAGCUGCUAACACCUCGUGGUUCUGCCUGAAAAGAACCUUACGACAUCUUUUCAUUCGGCUUCUGUAUUUUCUGUUCCCGGGGAUGAUCUGUUCAGUGUUACAAGGCAGGUUAAGGUCCCACAUCCUGUCCCACAUAAGAGCAUCAUGCCAGCUCACAGGUGGACAGUUGUCUUCUGGUUCAUCCAGGCUCUUACCCCUCCAUCACAGCUGCCAUGCAUUCCUUAAUCCCCAAAUCACAGCUCACAAGAGGUACUCGGACUUAUCCACACAGAAAUUUGACGUGUUUUAUAAAUUCCCUCACAUGAAGCUCCUUCGAGCAGUCUCUAGGCUAAAAUUACUCCAAACCGGUAUCACUGUUGUUAUCCUGCCCCCGGUGUACACUCUGUACCUCAUGGGAGACGUUCCUCUCUUUCUUGUUAGCUACUCAACAGGAUUAGCUUUGUUUGCCGGUGUCAUGUUGUACACGGCCAGUUACUUCCUCCGAAGGGUGGUGGGCAUGAUGUACCUGGAUUCAACAAAAACCACGCUCAAAGUGUCCCACUUGACUUUCUGGGGCGGGCGCCAUGACAUCUACAUGCCCGUGUCAGAUGUCAUGACCGUUGGGGACACGGGGGACUCUUUCAAUGAGAGCAUACUAAAACUGAAGCGAUACAGCACUCCUCAGACUUUGUACUUCUCCACGCAUUUUGGACAGGUGGUGGACAAACAACAAUUUGAGAAGGUAUUUGGAAGUUUAAAGUGAUGCUGUUACGUCUCAAAGUAUGGAUGUUUGGUUUUAUUGGUACAUUUCAAUUGUUACUGUUCAUUUCAGCAGGAUGGUGACAUCUACAUGGAAACUAGUGUUUGAUGCACAGCAUACUGUAUGAUAUGAUUGGUUAGAUCAGGGGUGUCCAAAGUGCGGCCCGGGGGCCAUUCACAGCCCGCGGCUGUGAUUUUAUCGGCCCGCAGCACAGUCUAAAAAUGUAAUUUAACAAGAAAACUACAACAACAAAAAAAAAACACCAGCAGCAAAAAUGGGAACGUCAAAUAUUAAUUUAAGAGAAGAGUUGCAAUCUAGCAAGGAAUAAAAGCCAUCAUUUCACAAGAAUAAAGUCAUAGUAUGAGGAUGUCAAGAAAUGCCAUUUUAGUAGCAUGAAGUUGAAAUAUUAAAGAAACCUUUUUUUUUUUAAGUCAAAAACAAUGAAUAAAGUUGUCAUUUUUGGAAACUUAGGUUGGGGGAAAAUUUAGAACAUGGGAAUAAAGUCAAAAUAUCAGAAGAAAAUAUACAAGAAGAAAGUUGAGAUAUUUUGGAAAAAAAAUGGAAGAAAGAGAAAUUUUACCAGAGUAAAGUCAAAAUAUUAAGAGAAUAAAAUAGUUAAGAAAUAGUAAAGAAAAAAGUUGCAAUUUCAUGAGAAUAAACUUGUAAAAUGAGGGAAAAUAUAAUUUUUAGUAACAAUGUUGAAAUAAAGAAAAAAUACAUACAUUACAUACAUUCUCCUCAUUAGGGUCGCGGGAGAAAAAGUACAUCAUUUUUUAAAAGUUAUAAAAUAAUAGUUGGGAACUUAAAAAAAAAUUGGAAAAAGCAGAUAUAAUUUUAAAGCAAUAAUGUCAAAAUAUUAAGAAAAAAGGUCAUCAUCGUAUGAAGAACAAAAGUGGCAAUUUUACAAGAAUAAACUAUUAUGGAAAACAAAUCAUUUUUAGUAGCAUUUCACAUAUAUUAAAAAAUCUGAAAUGCAGUUUUUUCUCGAGCUACAUAUAGCUUCUUAGCAUAUCUCUAUUUGUUGGUUUACAUAAUAUCAAAGUGGCCCUUGCAUCCUUUCAUUUGUCAGAACGUGGCCCUCGGUGGAAAAAGUUUGGACACCCCUGGGUUAGAUUAAGGUAUUCCAAAACUGAUGUAAGCAGCUACACCUGCAGUCUUUUUUGCGCCCAAAUAUAAUAAUCUCUAAAACUGUAUUUGCACACGACCAUAUUGAUGGAAUACAUGGAUUAAAAAAAAAAAUCAUUAGAGCUGCUGUUAUUUUAUUUGUUUGGAGAACAAAAUAAAGUU